AUGUGGAAAAUUCAGGCUCAUCGUAAGAUCAUCCUAUUUUUAUGGCAGUGUAUGCAUGAUCGUAUUCCGGUUAAUUCCCAGCUUGGGAUUCGGGGUGUUUCUUCUUCUCCUGAAUGUCCUCUUUAUGCUUUGGAGGUGGAAACUAUAGAUCAUCUUCUAUAUUCUUGCGCUUUUGCUCGUUUGGUUUGGAAAUUAUGUCCGCUUCAGAUUGAUUUCUCUUCUUCAGCUCUGACUAUGUGGAAAAAAAAUGGUUUGAUUUAUGUGCCCGUUGGACGCCAUAUGCUGUUUCAGCUGAUUGUACGAGUUUGGCGGCGAGUUUCAGGAGGUUACCCGUCAAAAAAUCUUCUUUUGUUGCCGGUUCCUUCUGUUCCGGUCCCUAUUGCAGUGUGGACUACCCCAGCUUUUGGUUGUUUUAAACUGAAUUUUGAUGCGGCUUUUAAUUCGUCUUGUCAUUUUUGUGGGGGUGGGGCGAUUCUUCGAGACCACCUGGGUCGGCCUGUUAAAGUUGCUUCUUUUUUCAUGCUGAAUGUGUCUUCUCCUUCGUUGGCUGAAUCUCUGUUUUCAGGGCCUUUCUCUUACUUCUGCAUUGUUGGGGUUACAGGAAUGUGUUGGUUGAAGGUGAUUGUCAAUCUGUUAUGCAAUUGCAAGUCUCAAUGGAGGGUCAGGUGA
This is a messenger RNA of Cornus florida, 669 nucleotides long. RefSeq lists its product as uncharacterized. Lineage: Eukaryota; Viridiplantae; Streptophyta; Magnoliopsida; Cornales; Cornaceae. The transcript is spliced from 2 exons. Bases 1 to 669 code for a protein of 222 amino acids. The record is from RefSeq and is a predicted model, not a curated record.